Molecule: messenger RNA, 2036 nt
Organism: Salvelinus namaycush (lake trout)
Lineage: Eukaryota; Metazoa; Chordata; Actinopteri; Salmoniformes; Salmonidae
Product: skin secretory protein xP2-like
Exons: 8
Coding region: 230-1732 (500 amino acids)
Biological process (GO): proton motive force-driven ATP synthesis
Molecular function (GO): proton transmembrane transporter activity
Source: RefSeq, a predicted model, not a curated record
GGACAGGAGCUUCAAGAUUAGCCCAUAAGAUACCUACCAAUAAGUCUGGAACUAUUUUAAUUCUAACUUCAUAGAUAUAGAUAUAUAUAGAAAAGAUCCACCAUCGGUCGAACAUUUGUGGAUUCUUCCUGACUAUUGGAGCCAUUGAACUUAAUUGACAAAGACGCACUCAGGCAAACUAAACUGUGGGACGAAAAUCAUUAAGCAGUGUUUCCGCAGGAAUGAUUUUAUGAGCGCAAAGAUGGCGGCUUCUUUGCUGAGGAUAGGGCGACUUGGCUCUGUCAAGUUUUGUACAGAUCCAUACAUCCUUGGGCAUAGCUGUGGGAAGAAGCACCCCCUGAAAAAUCUGAAUUGUGUGCAAGCAGAGAGGUGGAGCACUCUGAGUGCUCCUGCAGCUGCGGCCCUAUGCACGAAAGCUGGUGGUCCCAAGAAGCCCAAGAAGAGCAGCUCAGCAAAAAAGUCCCAGGGCAAAACAUAUUUUGAUUUAGAGAAGCUUGUACCACACAGAAAAUAUGUGGAGUUUCCAAAGAAAGUAAUGACACCAGCUGCUGCAGCAAAACUUGCCGCCGCCCCAAAGCCUGUUGAAGCCGCUGCCGCAGAGCCAAAGCCUGUUGAAGCCGCUGCCGCCGCCCCAAAGCCUGUUGAAGCCGCUGCCGCAGAGCCAAAGCCUGUUGAAGCCGCUGCCGCCGCCCCAAAGCCUGUUGAAGCCGCUGCCGCAGAGCCAAAGCCUGUUGAAGCCGCUGCCGCAGAGCCAAAGCCUGUUGAAGCCGCUGCCGCAGAGCCAAAGCCUGUUGAAGCCGCUGCCGCAGAGCCAAAGCCUGUUGAAGCCGCUGCCGCAGAGCCAAAGCCUGUUGAAGCCGCUGCCGCAGAGCCAAAGCCUGUUGAAGCCGCUGCCGCCGCCCCAAAGCCUGUUGAAGCCGCUGCCGCAGAGCCAAAGCCUGUUGAAGCCGCUGCCGCAGAGCCAAUUGUUGCCGCGGCUGAAGCUGUUCCGGCCCCCGCUGCAGUCGAAGUCACCCCCGUCGUCGACACAGUCGCCCCCGCAACUGAAGCCAUUGUUGAAUCCGCCGCUCUUGUAGCCAAAGCCGCCCCCGUUGUUGAAGCCGCUGCAUCAGUAGCCAAAGCCGCCCCCGUUGUUGAAGCCGCUGCAUCAGUAGCUGAAGCCGCUCCUGUUUCAGCCGAAGCGGCUCCCGUCGUUGAAGCUUCAUCAGCAGCCAACGCUCCUGUUGAAGCCAGCCCAGAUGCUGCUGCCCCUGCAGAAGCGGUUGCUGAAGCUGCCCCAGUUGAAGCCAUAGCAGAAGUUGUGGUUGAAUCUGCAACCAUUGAAGGUGCGGUUGAAGCCCUCGUGGAAGUUGUAGCAGAGGUUGUGACUGUAGCUGCCCCCAUUGAAGCUGUGGCUGAAGCCCUCAUUAAAGCUGCAGCAGAGGUUGAAGCUGCCCAAGUUGACGCUGCAGCAGAGGAGCUGAUUGCAGAGCCCCCCCCGGCCGAGGCAGAACGGAUUGAGGCGCAUGAGGUUCAACUGGACCCAAUCCAGAAGCUCUUCCUGGAUUCGAUCCGCGAGUACACCUCAAAGAGUGUGGCCAGUGGCGGUUUGGUAGAUGCAGGCCCUGCGUAUGAGAAGAACUUAGCAGAGGAGCUGACUAAACUCCAGCGGCUUUAUGGUGGUGGAGAACUCACAGCUUUCCCAGAGUUCAAGUUCACAGAGCCCAAGCUGGAGGAAGUGGCCCCCAAGUAAACAUCAAGUUUUUUGUUGUUGGUUUUGUUUUGUUUUUACAGCUUUUUCCUGUCCAUCUGUUCUAUGAAUAUUGGAAGUCUAAAGAUAACUGUAUCAAGUUGAUGCUAAAAUCCUUUUCAUUUUCUAUGUGGGGGGGUUAGAGCUGAUUCCGUAUAAAUAAAAAUUCUCUGACUUAAAGUCUGUAUAAGAUGCACAUGUUGGAGGUCAAGCGUAGGCUGAGCUUUGAGCUGUGAAAUAUAUAUGCAUUUACAUAGGAUGAUCCAGGAAUGUUGGAUGGGGGGAAUAAACUCUGAUCCAUAUUCUA